GCCUCCCUCACAGCGGCUGACGAACGCCGAGAAAGAGAAAAGCACUAGCAAGAGCAUAAGCAUAAGAGUGACGGUGUAUUAAGAGCUGUUCCAUAUACUCAACUGCACUUUGUGCUGCCAUGGGCCGGCGCUUAGCCAAACGAAUUCGUUGUCUAUGACAACGAAGUCUUGACAUAACAGAAAAUGUUUAUAUGCGAGAAUGCUUGAUGUGACGGUAUACCCAAGUUAAAAUCGAUUGUUUUUGUAAAAAGAUAUUAGUUAUUAAAGUCAAAAUGGAGGAAUUGAAAAAAUUUGGAUUGUUCAUAGACGAUAUCUACAGACUGCGAGUUCAGGAUCCCAGCAUUGCCACUCAAAAAAUAGAGCUGAGACACGAGUGCCUGGAAUAUUCAAGAAACCUUCUAAAUUUUAAGAGACUGGUCCAUGACUUCUAUAAAAUAUCAAAUACAUUUGCUAAAGAUGUCGAAGUGGAAAAGCUGCGAGCGAUUGGGACGCAAAACCAACUUAAAACAAUGUCGCAACAGCGGCAAGCUGAGCAGCAAGUAUGUCAGAGCAAGAUUUUGGAACAGACAGUCAAUCUAGAGCGUUUGAAGAGCGAGUACCAGUACUUGCAACGUACAGAAACGGAGCAGCAAGAAAUCAUAAAUAACUUUUUAUUGAAUCAAUAAAAAAAGUGUAU
Molecule: messenger RNA, 676 nt
Organism: Drosophila obscura
Lineage: Eukaryota; Metazoa; Arthropoda; Insecta; Diptera; Drosophilidae
Gene: IFT20
Product: intraflagellar transport protein 20 homolog
Exons: 1
Coding region: 273-665 (130 amino acids)
Biological process (GO): centrosome localization; intraciliary transport; protein localization to cilium
Cellular component (GO): Golgi apparatus; centrosome; intraciliary transport particle B
Source: RefSeq, a predicted model, not a curated record